CCGGUCGACCACUGUCGGUACUCGUUCGCGUUCCCGUAUUUGCACCUACCAACACCGGACCGUCUACAUAAUAAAUAUUAUUAUAACGAUCAAUUUAUUGUUAACGCCGGGCCGAACAAAUUAUCCAAUCGCCGUAAGUAUCAACAUUAUACUAUAUUUUUUCUGUUCGGGCGAAACUCUCGAUGUCAUUGUUGACAAGACCAUCUUCAGAUUCGAAUUGUGUAUUUUUUCCCUCGAUACUUCGAACUCUCGCUCGAAAACAUUUACGAAUCGCGAAUUUCAGCUCGAUCCCCCGAAUUUCGAACUAACGAGAGAAUCCAUACUGCGAUAUUCGGUAUAUGCGGUUCAUAAGUGGAUGAUUAUUGUUCAACACGCCACCGCAGCACGAUCGACUCGUGAACGUCAAUUGAAUUUGACUUUUCCGAAUUUCAGUUUCAACAAUACCCAGUUGUUUUUAAUAUAAUCGUUCAAAAACGUCGGAAAGGCGAUAUUUCGAGUAUAGAAAGCGCACAACGGAUGUUAUAAACGCGAUAUAAAUAUUUUUUAUAUCGCUUUACUAAAAUAUAUAUCGUCGGCUACCCAUUAGUAACUUUGCAAGUCGUUUUUCUUUUUUCUUUUUUUUUUUUGUAUGUGUAUACUGUAUAUGUAUAAAACUUUUCUAUCGGAAAUCGUGUUCCAAUUAAAAACUUUUAGGAACUUUCUUGUAACAUUUCUGAUCUAGUCGGUGAUGUAUUAAAGAGGUAGUUUUUUUGAUUAUCCUUGUAGCUUUCUUAAUAACUGUUUUCACGGCAAUGUAAAAUGUGUUUUGAAUCGAGCUUUUGAUGUGUCACAAACGAUAAUGUAAGUUAAUCAAUCGAAUCAUCGGUACGUUUGAAAUUAAAUGCAUUCAAAUUAUGUUACACUUGAUUGUUAUGGACAAAAACGUAAAAUCACUGCGUUCAAUCAUCUCUUAAACGCGAUUGUUUAAACAUGUAUAACUUAUAAUUUAUGGUAUACAAAAUCGGUCAAGUUUUUCUGUUUUUUUUUUCUUUCUCAAAGUCAAAUCGGUCAUCUCGCGUAUGCGUUUAGUUUUCAAAAAAAAAAAAAAUGCGACCACUACCUAAUACCUAUUUACACAGUUGCGUAUAGUUAAUUAUGCGUUUUGCUCAACGAGUUUUUAAACGAGUUUGCAGUUUAUAUUACCUAUAUGUGUUUUCUAAUCGAAUGUUUGUACAAUAAAUGCAUACAGACACACGCGUGCGCUAAUAACUAUAUUGAAAUUAAUUAAUCUCUAAAAAAAAAAAAUCAUAAGUAUCAAUCAAUAAUCUGCACGAAUGACCGGUUAUUAUUCGUACGCGUAUUUAGAGUUUAUUUAAUAUAAUAAAGCCGCGAAAAGAAUGGUGACUUUCUGCGAAAACAUUCUUUUUUUUUUUUUUAAUCACGAGGUUGGAAUUUUGUAAACACGUACCUAAUAACUGCACAGUGCACGGGAUAUAACUUUGAGUAAUAAGGAUUUCCAAAUGGUUAUAAACUUAUAUAACGAUUUACAGCGACACAAACAAUAUAGUACCUACCUAUAUUGUUAAGCAUUUCAGUAUUACAUUACCCGCAGUUAGUGGAACGUUAUUUGUAUUUUUAAAAUAAUUGCGAGAGUAUCCCUUUACAAAUUCUCGAAACAAAAUUAAUUUGUGUAACUGUUCAAUAAAAAUGAUGCGGUUUUUUUUCAACUCCGUUAUAAGACGAUGUUUUAGAAUAUACGGCCGCAGAUUAUUUAAAAUUAUAUAUUUAUUGAUUAUCGUUUUGCUCAUCGUCGUUAGAGCUAUGAAAUAUUCCAAUUAGAAUUUAUGUUAUGUUUUAAUGAAAUAUAUAAAUAUUUGUUUUUUUUUUUGUUUGGUUUUGAAUUACAUUUUAUGAAUUCAUAAUUCUGACUAAUAUUGGAUUCAAUUUAAACUUUAAAUAUUAUAUUUUUUAUUAAAAUUGGCAUUGGGUCGUAAUAAACAAAUAUCUAUAGUUAAAACUGAUUGAAUUAUUCGUUAAGAGGAUUGUUUAUUGUACUUAUUUCAUUUUUUUGUUACUAAUUAAUAAUUUUUAAAAAUUUACGAAUAGAACCGUUCAGUGCCGAUUAUUAUAGAUAUCUACCGUUGUUACUGUUAGAGUUUUAACUUAAAGUAUAAAUUGUGUACAUUUGUCUAUAGUUUUCAUUAAAAUGAAAUAUUUUAUGAAAUUUUCGUGAAAUAUCUAUAGUAUUAUUGCUAUUAUAUAUAACCUAACCUUACUAGUGUUUAAGAUUCCUAAAUAUAGGAUUUAGUGUAGAGCGGAGGAUUUUUGGUUUUAUUGAUCCGUACCUAUACCUAUGUAUGCAAUUAUAUUUUAUUCAUUCUAGUCAAUUAUGAAAUAUAUCAAAUGAUUUUAAUCCGUCGGGAAUUAUGAAAAAAAAAACAACGAGUUAUGUGCUUAUAUAACAUUCUGUUUUGACAAACAAAACAGAAUUAUAUUUAAAAUGAAUUAUUAACAAAAAAAAAAAGUGACUAAUACUAUAAAAAACAAUUAGGUAUAUUUAAUAUUAUGCUUUUUGUUCGAAACGCCAUAUAGUAUUAUCCAAUAUAUACGAGUAUAGAGGUAGUGAUUUUUAUUUAUGUUUUUUUAUUUAUUUUUAGAAAUUAUUUAUUUUUCCUCGUAUUUUAUAUUUAUUAUUUAUUUAUACUCGUAUAAUGUUUAGUACCAUAUUUUAGAUUCUGAGUGUAACUAUAAUUAGUUUUACUAAGAUGUGUGUUAUUUGAUUUUAUUUUUUUUUAUUGGAAAAUCCUUUUUCGUGGGUGAAAAUGAUGAAAUUCGUUCAUGUAAUACUUUAAAAGUUAUGUAUUUUCCGCUUGAUAGUGCUUUAUUUUUUUAAAAUUCCUAAUUUUUUUUUUCAAAAAUGCUCUUUUUGUUUUUUUUAUAAACAACUUACACCAUAUAUUAAAAUAUUAAUAAAUAAUAAUCAAACUGAUUAAAAUUAAUUGUUAGUCUCUGAAUUUUUUUUUUUGUUGGUUGCUUGGUGUUUUCGAAAAACACUUUCGGUUAGUAAGAAGGUUCCAAAUUAUUCGCAUCGUAUAUUAAAAGAUGGGUAUUUUUUGCUCGGUGGUACUUUAUGUUUUUAAAAAGCUUAGAUUAACAACAUAGGUUUUUUUUAUGUAAUUUAAAAAAAACUAAUAAAAAAUGUUGAUAUAUCGUGGUUUUAUUUUUCUUGAUUUCUUUAUUAUAUUGGCUACAUGACAAAAAGCAUGACUGAUAUUACUACUUCACUCAGAAUAAUUGUUUUCAUUCGUAAUGAUUUAUAGUUAUAUACAGCAUAAUAUAAAGUUAAAUACCCUGUAUACUUUACCUUCACAACUACCCACCUCUUCAACAGUGACCUAUCCGUGAGCAGUAUCAACUUUUUAUUAUACUUUGCGACGAUUUUCCCGUUUUCUCAUUAUUCAUUAAUACGAAUAUUGUGUUUGUGUAAUAUACCUAAUAAUAUAUGCAAGUAUAUUUAUCAAUAACAUGUUUACCAGUACCGCAAAUAUAAUAUAUACAAUCUUUACACUUUACACCUAAGUAGUAUUGUAUACUCGUAAAUAUUGAUUUAUUUAUUUUUUUGUUUCGAGUAUUGCACAAUUUUAUUACCAUACGUACUAUUUUAUAUACUUACGAUUCAACUUUUUAUACAUAUAAUAUAUAUGCACGUAAAUAUGAGAAAUAUAAGAAAGACCAAUGAAGUCUAUUUCAUGCAUAAUUUCCCGCAAAAAAUAGUUGCAUACUAUGUUGAUUUAAGUGUUGUUUGAAAAAAAUUCAAAAUUUCUGAAAUAAAACCGAAAAAAUUAAGGAAUAUAUCAUACUACAUAUUUACUUAUUUAUUUCAAUUGAAAACUGACAAGAUUAUAAUUUUCAAAUGUAUAUCUAUAUAUAAAUAAUAUAAAAUAUGUUAAAAAAAACUAGAAUAUCGUAUGAUUACGUUUAAACGGAUAAACAAACACAAAAAACAUGGUGCAAGGGCUCAUUCUGACCAUAUAAUAGAUAAUGGGUGAAUGGGGAGGGGGAGAUUUGUAAAGUAAUUAACUGAUUAAUUUGACGGGGGCUAGGAGGGUCCUUAAAUGCAAUUCUCGAAAUUAUGUAAAGGAGAGUCGAUGCGUCUAGAUAAAAGCUUUUGUUAGAAAUUAAGGUUAGCUACGUGUCUCCGGUCAGCAAACGAGUCAAGGCCAAGUUGGUCGAGAACUGCAAGCGUGUAAUCACGGGGAGGACAUUCGCUUUGUAGAGUAAAGAAAUGUUCGUUGUUUUUAUAUAAUCCAGCGUGCAGAGUUGCUUGCCGAACGAGCAUCCCAUAAUGCGGAAUUCAAGGAACAUGCUUCAUAAUAAAUCUAAAAUACAUCGUAUACCAUCACGGUAACAAGAACUCGCCGAAUACAAUUUCCGUCCGUUUAUAUCGCGUAUAGAUGUUCUUCGUUUUGUUUUGUUUUUUUAUUUUUUUCAUAGUCGGUUCGACGGGUGUUACGAACUAUAAGUAGGGUAUAUAUAUAGACCGUCCCAAGCGAGAUUUUUUGUGUAGCUCGUCGAUAAAUAACGCAUUAAAUAUCGUACCAGAAGCCAACUGGUACCGCGGUUUUGAUGUAGUCGGCAGGUAUAGGUACACAGAACUAUUAUAGAAAUACACAAAAGAAAUAACGCUUAUUUUAACACGUUUAGGUGACCUCCACGGCAAUUAAAGGUGUACUUAUAUAGGUAUACGUUGUACACACAAUAUUAUUAUAUAAGGUACCUACUUAGGUAUACAUUUUUAUGUCGGAUCUACAAUUGCAUAACGUCCGUAUAAGGUUAUAUUUUGUCUGAUGAAAAAAAAAAAAAAAAAAAAACCAAAACCAAAACGUCAGGGUGUCGCCUUGUUCCACAUAUAAUAUUUUGUACGCGGCGUUUUUCGGAGAUAACAGCGACCGACGAUGACGUUAUACAAGACAGUAAUCGGAUUUUCGAAAAAAAAAAAAAAAAACCGUGCUGUAUGUACAGGUUUCUUUUUACGAUAUACUUCGAUAUAGAAACGUGUAAUGCACCACUACUGUCGCAGAUGGGUGAAAAAAAAAAACAAACAAACUGGAAACAAGUGUCGGGUAACGAGCGGAUACUAAUUUGAAAUACAGACCGACGUAUAAUACAUACAAUUAUUACUAUUACACAUAAUAUAUUAUAAUAACGUUACUCGUAUUAUGCAAACGAUAUUUCCCGCAGUUAAAAUAUACUGCUGCAGUAUAUAUAAUAAUAUUUUUUGUACACUCUGGUAUUAUCAUAUAGGCGUGGACGGUUACGAAAACACGCUAUGAACUUUUGGUUUUUCGAUCGACAAACGUUAGAGGCAGAAAAAAAAAAAAAUAUGACACGCGGGUUCGAAUGGUAUACAAAUGCGGUUAAUCUAUUUACCUACCGCGAGGCCUCGGGCCGCGCACACGUGUCGUGGGUGUCGUUGAAAAAUAAUAAUAUUAUCGAUUUCCGAAACACACGUUCUCGUUUUCAUCAUGUAUACAUUGGUAUUAUAUUAAAACAGAAUAAACCGCGAUUUAAGAGUCCGUCACAGUGGAAUUUUCUGUGACCAUUUCGGCAACAGAUAUUGCAAAAACGCAAAUGAAACAGCUUUAAAAAUUUGAUUUGGAGAUAAAAUGCUUGUUGCUAUACAAAUGUGUAGACGUGAUAACGUUUUUCGGGGUGUUUUACACUAUUCUCUGUUGCGAGUAUAAACAUUCAACUCAUUAUCGAUGCUACGAAUUUCAAUUUUUUUUUUUUUUUUUUAAAUAACUGUGUAACCAAGAAAUAAUAAUUCGAGUAAAAUACGCCAAAAAUAUUGACACACAUUCCCCACGGGACGUACGUACCAAACCAAUAAUAAUAUGACUUUUUGCCCAAUUGAUUCGACACGGUUUCUUGUAUAAACGGUGGGUGUUAAAAAAUUAAAUCAGGUAGGUUUACCUACCCGAUGCGUUUGCAAAUUAACGAAAUUAUACUGAGUGUGUUGAAAAUGCGGCGAGGAAAUCCGCCGAAACCCUAGAAUAUUAUAAUACAAAUAAUUCGCACCUAAAAUAUUAAUGUGAUAUUUAACGGAUUAACGCGGGGUUUUUUUCUCGCACGUAAUAAAAUAAUAUUUGUUCAAUAGGUAGCGAAAAAUCGUUUUUUAUUUAUUUUUCAACAAACUAACGUUUUUUCUAUACCUAACGAAAUUAUCGUGCCUAACAAUAUAAACACAAUUUUAUACGGUGGUUUUUUUUUUUUUUUUUAUACAUGUUUUUACAUUUGAUAUCUAUAUGUAAUAAUAACAAUAACAAUAAUAAUGAUAAUAAUAAUAAUAAUAAUAAUUUUAAAAUCGCAUUCGGUGCAUAUUGUAACCUCGCGUACAUCAAAAAUACUCAUCGUAUAGCUAUUUAUUUACCUACUUUAUAGUUCAAUGGAAAUAUCCAUUUUUUUUUUUUUUUUGUUUACUUAAAAUCGAUAUGUUUUAUGAUGGUUAUUGUAUUGAUGUAUACUGCAUUCGUAUUUUGUCUCGGAUCGUUGAAGAGGGACUGCAUAGUACAACGAAAUCAUCGUUUCGAACAAUUCCAAUUAUAUCAAGUCGAAUUUAUAAUACUUUCUUUGAGUCGCAUAAUAAUUAUUAUGUCGAUUAUCAUCGGUCGUGGUUAUUUUCCUUCAAAAAUGUAGAUGCCGUUUUCCCCGACUGUCUAUUUUCCAAAAAAAUAAAUAAUUUCGCUCCAUUACCAUAUUAUAAUUGGUAUAUUUGUGAUUCUAAUAAUAAUUUGUAUAUCUACAUAUACAUAUUUUAUAUCCAAGCCAAUGUUGAAUUUUCGUGACGAAAAUGUGUUAUCGAAUUUUUUUCAGUAUCGCUGACGUGUGAAAAUCACUCUUCGGAAUUAGUUUCAACUCUUAUGUUUCAUCGAAAGCUGACGAACCUCAUAAUUUGGACAUUUGUUUAUGACUGAAUUGAUUAUAAUAUUUGUAGGAAAAUGUACCCAUCCUCGUUAUCGUAUAGACUAUAGAGGUUUUGAAUAUUGAUAUUUUGUGUAUCAUCGCUAAUUGUAUAAUAUAUUAUUUUCACUCUAUCAUCGACCUCGAUAUACGAAAACACAGGAGUUUUGUCAUGUUAUUAGUUUUUUUAAAAAAUGUGCGCGAACAUACAUACCUAUAAUAUAUUAUAUAGUUCAUCUAGGCGCAUUUCCGAGUUUCAUAUAAUAAGUAUUGAACACUUCCGGAAACUCUGUCGUCAUAAACGUUUUAUACAUAAGAAAAUCGAAUAUUGUUUCGAAUUUUAUAUAGAAUGUUAUGCAGUAUUUAUAGUCUUAAAGGUACCUUACACUCGUGUAUGUAGGACUAAUAUUUGCGACAGACUCGCGCGCGUGUCUAUUAUUGGGUCGCGUCCAAAAUACAAUAACAUCGUGACAACAACAGCCGUAGUAGGAGUGAAAAAAAAGGUCGUCAACCCUAAAAACGAAAAAAAAAAAACCGUAUACACAAUAUACAUAUACAAUUUUCAUUGAAAUAACAUCAGAGUAACAGUCCCUCGCUGGCAAUAAGCCCGGAUGGACGCGCCAUAAAUAAUAAUCGUCCAGACACAAUAUUUAAAGCUGCAUCAGUGUUCACGUUUUAAGUGGAUCUAUGUUUGAUAUUGUGUGCAAUAGAUAACAGCAAUAUAAUAGUAAAUAGUAUAAUAUAGUGUCGAUAACUGCAUACGGUGCACUCAAAUAACAAGUUUAUCGUUACAUCCAUAUAUAUUAUACUUGUACUUUCUAUAGAGGUACCUUUGUUAGAAGUAUUAUAUUAGUUAUUAAAUACAUCAUAUAUCUAAAUAUAAUAAUAUAUAAUAGCGUGGGCACUUGAGCCGAUAAUAUUCCCAUCGACAUUAUUACCCGAGUAUAUAAUAUAACACCGACACACACACACACACACAUACACACGCACACUCAACUCCGAAUUUUCGGGGAUUUAUAGGGAUUUUUGUUUUGUGAUUUCAAGUGAACUAUAAAAGUUAGGUUUGCAUUAAGCUAGAACUUCAUAUAUUGAUAACUGACGAGUUGAAUUUAAGGAACAAAAUAAAUAAUAAGUAUCUACUACCUAUUUCAUGAUAUAGUUCAUAUUGCAUAUAAUUUGAUAAUUACGAGCGAAUCGAUUUUUAUUUUAUUUUUUCGCUUGUAAACAACUUUUUUACUAGAGAUCUUGCUUCAAACAGAAACUUUAUAAAAACUUUCUUGUAGAAUUUCCGAUCUGGUCGGUAUAUUUAGGAUAUUACAGUUUAAUUUUUCUUGUAGUUUUCUUAAUAAAACGGGGAAAACUGUCACUUUGUUAUAACAUUUUUGUUGACUUUUGGGUUACCUAAGAAACAAAGAAAAACAUAUGACUAAUAAUACUUUGCUCAGAUUCUUUUUUAUUGACGAAAAUUUGCCGUUUCAUACAGAUAUAAAUUAAAUUACUCACUAGACUCUUCCUUUCAAGUUUCCUCUUAAAACAGUGGCACACCCAGAGUAUCAUCCUUUUUAAGAACAAUAUCAUACGGUUUAUGAAUAAGUAUGUAAAUGUCACUUACAUUCUAAUUAAAAAAUGUUGUUGUUUUUCUUUUUGUAUUUUUUUUUUUUUUUUAAGUGAAAUAUAAGUCUUUUCAAAUUGUGAUAUUUUACAUUUUUAAAUCCCGCUUGGAAAUUAUAAUAUCGAAAAAACCUACGUGAUUGUACAGAUAUUGUUCUAAUCUUUAAGUUUGAUAAUACAUAAUAUAUCAAUUCAGUUUAAUAUUAAAACUAACAGCACACAGUUGUCCCUGAUAAUGGGAAAUUUGUCACACGGUUAUAAUUCGGAGAAUGCAUAUGCGAGUAAACGCCUUCAUAAGGAAGACAUACACGCCCCAGUCCAUUUAAAUCUGUUCUUUGUUAUUUAUUCUUCUACAAUGGAUUUUUUCCUAUUUAUUGAUACAGCUAGUUUUUUAAUUUUUUCGUUUUUCCUCGUCAUCUAUUCUCCCGUUGUUUCGUGAGUGCGUUAGGUCUUUUGAACGUGUAUCUAUAUUUUUUCACACUGUUUAUUAAAUCGUUAAAUAUUGUUCGUAAAUUUUUUUACGCGGUAAUAUAUUACGACACUUGGUAUCGUACGCAUUGUAAUAUUAUUAUAAUAGCGAUCAUUUGGUAAAAACCGAAUCUCACACGGUAUCAGUGGUAUACUAUUGUAUAAUAUAGUAAUAAAUAAGUAUUUAAUAAUUAUGUAGUAGUACCAAUAACGCCCGAAUAUGUUUUAUGAGUAGGUACUCAGAACGUCUUAGAAAAAAAAAAAAAUAAACGAAUUUGUUUUAAAUAUUAGGUAUAUAUAUAUAUACACAUUUUUAUAAGUAGACACGGGACCCAUAUUGUAUAUCUAUACUCUUAGUUAAAAAUCGGUGACAAAAUUACGAAGAGUAAAUUUUUUUUUUUUGUUCAUAUGAGUUGUAUCUUUACUAUCUAUUAAUAUAUAUUUUUUUUUUUAGAUUUUGAGCGCAGCUAUUUUUUUUUUUUCAAUACAUUUUUCGUAUCUUAAUUAUUAAUCAUAAGUUAUAAUGAUUUAUAACAUUUUUAUUAUGCUAUAAAACAAUCGUCGAGUCAUUUAAAAAUAUACUUUUAUUCAAAUCGCUCACCCGUCACCGUAAAUUAUUACGUGCACGCUUAUUUGCUAGACAGAGAGACGGAUAAUUAUCUAAUUUUAUGAUAUUAUUCUUCCAUUUUAGUCAACAUUUUACCAAUGUUCGAUUUUUCGUAAUUUUCAUCAGAUGACUGUACUAUAAUGUAUACAUACAUAAAUUAUAAAAUGUAUGGAAUUAUGCAAGUGUUAUGCAGUAAAUAAUAAUAUUAUAUUAUUACAAUCAUUAAUGGAAAGCGAUAAAACUGAAAUAAUAAGUAAAAACCUCAAAAGGAAAUUUUCAUAAGAAAACCACGUGUAAUAUAAGUUUAAAAUAUACUUUAUUGACUUAUUGUGCUUAUUAGGUAGAUACAGAAACGUCGAGUACACAAUUUGUUUUAGCUAUCGUAGACUGCUCUUAAAAGUUUUUUAAAGAAUUUUAUUUAUAAUAUUACGUUAUGCUUAUUUUAAUGCUGUACUUGCAUUGUAUUAUUUACACAAUUGUUCACGUUUGGGGUUUUAAAAUAAAAAUAGGUUUUUAUUAAAGUCCGUCGUUUUUUUUUAGAUGAGGCCAAAGUUACUAGAUACCUAAUAUAAUAAAACGAAAUUCGGAAAUUACGAAAUCGUUAGCAUCGUAAACUUUUUUGUUUUUCUAUACGAAAUUUCCGGAUUUUUCUAACUAUUAAUCAAAUUGCACGAAAAAAUUACCUUCUCGAUACACUAACAAGAAAAAACUUACUGUUAGAAAAGAUGCUACUCUUGAAAAUCGGAGUUUCAAGAUUUCUGGUAGAGAAGUUGUUCACAAACACACAUACACACGUACACACUACAUAUUACAUAUUACAAUGAAACACAUUUCUCGUUGUACUCAGAAUCUAUCAUAAUACGCAACAUGUAUUUAUAAUAUACAUACCAUAUACCUACCUAUUUUAACACGAAAUUAGAAACGCUGCAGUACUUAUAAAAAUUUGUCUAUUCUCGUGUAUUUGAAAUGUUAUUUACAGCUUAAAUACGUAUAAUUAGUUAUCUACCCACCAUAACUAUUAAGGAAGAUUUUUCUUUUGAAGUUAAUUUUUAUCUCAGCGCUGUACCCAUACCUUUUACACUUAUGUAGUUGCGCUAGUUUAUUAAACUAAUAUAAUCAUAUUUAUAUUAUGAUCCACAUACGUUUGUUAUACUCGGGUUAAUACAAUAGGUCAGAAAGUGUUUGCGGUAUACUUACAUAAUAUAUAUAUAUAUAUAUAUUAACGAUAUUAUAAGUGAGAACGCCACGGCCACACAUAUGCAUUAUAUCAUGUAAGAACGAUGGCGACGACGAGAUAUAUUUUAUGAUUUAAACGCAGUUACAAUAUUGACACGUUGGCUUUAAUUGAUAGCGUUAAUUUUUGUAAUUUGCUUGAGGCAAACAAUGGGAAACACUCAAAAUAAAUUACUUUUGUUUUAAUAAUGUAUGCAUUGUUUAUUUUAAAACAAUAAAAAGUCAAACACCAAGAAAUUGCAUAAUGCUGCUUCUUUGGCCUACAUAAAGAAACAUAGAUAAUGUGUACACACAUCUUGUGUUUUCUAUUUUGUCUAUUAUUCGUAUAAAUCUACUAUAAUAUCGUUGUAGUCGAAGCAACGGCGUCAUUUUUUUUUUUUUUUUGGGGGGGGGGAUGAGGGUGGUGCAUUUGUACCAGUUUAACUCUGUGCUUUGUCUUAAGUAUUGGUUUUUGAAUUUGGGAAUAAAAUUACGAAAUACUGAAAAGUGUUUCGCAUACACUAGUAAUUCUUAACGGAGACAGUCCGGCCCCCAGACAGUAUUUGGGUUUAAGAGGGUAUGCAGGUUUGGAGAGUGUUUGUUUAAACAUUUAGAAUUUCGUCGUGGUGAACUAAAAUCAACUCAAUUUCAGGAUCCCAAGGCGGUCCAUUCGCGAUCACAUUAUCUUUUUUCUAUACCCCUUUGUACCAUCAAUAAUAAAUUAUCCUCGUAAAGGCCAAUGUUCUGGUUGAUGCGUAUGACACUAAUGAGGCAAUGAAUACCCGUUCGCUUCUUUCUGUUAAUAUGUUUAUUAUUUUAUUUUUGUAAGUAAUGCUUGUAAAGUUUUUAUUUAUUAAUGUAUAUAUAUAUAUAUAUAUAUAUGUACAUUAUUCCGUACUCUGGGCUACGGUCCGUUCUGUUAUAAAAUAAAUAAACGAACAAAUAAAUAAUACUAUACCUAUGAUCACUAUACAUAGUCAUAUAAUUAUGCAAAGUUUCCCAUAUUUUUAGGUUUGGCAAAAGGGGGACGAUGCCAUUUAGUUAUCUCGAUUGAGGGAUGCUGGACGGAAUAAAGAUAAAAACUACUGGUAUAUACCUAUUGUUUGCAUACCUUCAGAGUUGAUUAUAGUAAUUAAUAGUCAAAUUUUCGAUUUUUAACUUUUAAAAUUUAGUAUACCAUAUGAUAUAUACUUAUUAUCAUGAAAAUUUGAAAUAUCUGUUUAACGAAGGGGAACGGAGAGAGUUUUUUUUUUCUGUAAAUAACUCAUUUCCUCAAUCAGUGGCGUGCCCAAGAAUUUUCAAUAGAAAGAUAUGUAGUAAAUAAUAACGAUGAUUCAUGAAUAAAUCGUAGGAUCUUCUUCUGUUUUAUUAAAUAACCAAACCUGACAGCAAGAAUUUAAAAGCUGAAUCCAAAUAAAACGUAACAUGUAUUCAAGAAACCAUGAUUUUUCUUUUUAAAUAUGUUUCGUUACUUCAAAUACUAUAUGUUUUUUAUUACGUUUUACUGUGGGAAUUUAUAUUUUACAUUUACAUUAGCAAUAAUAUUAUUGAAACGCUAAAAGCAUACCUAAUUAUUAUAAACUAAAUUAUUCAACAUGGUUUUGGAAAUAAGCGUGUGGGUCCACAUGUUUCACAUCGUAUACGUCAAAUAUUAUUAUUAAACUACAUUCAAAUAUGGGGGAGUCGUUGCCCUCUGUAUAUUUUUGUACGCAUAAUUUAUUUAAUCGUUUAAUAUAAAUUUGUUAAAUUAUCCUUUUUUCGUAUGCAAGCACGUGCGUGUAUAGAAUGAGUGAAUAAUCUAUGUGUAACCAACAAAAUAUAAUAUAUUUUUUGUUAUACUGAAAAUUAUAAUUUUAUAAAAUUCGUUUUACAUAGUUGAUCAUUUAACAAUGUUAAAAUUAUUAUUGUCAUCGUAUUUUAUAAAAGUAUAUAAAACUAAAUCACUCCAAAGCGAGAUUAACGUUCAUAAAACAUUAUGCCAAUUCAUAAUAAUUCCAAACAUCAAUGUGUACCACCUAGGCGAGCCGAUAAAGAUAAAUUAUAUUAUUGGAUAGACACCGAUAAAGAGGAUUUUCGAAACGGAACAUAACAUAAUAGCCAUUUUCUUAUACAUAAUUAUUAUAUAUAUAUACGAUAACAGUAUUAUUAUAUCGCUUUAAACAACUACAACUGCACCGGUGUGAUGUCCAUUCAUCAUAGUGUUUCUAUUAUGUACGGAUUUAUUUGCGCGGAUUGUAUACACGAGAUUUUAAACUAUGAACCUGACUUAGAAAUGAUCCAUCAAUGUCGACACUCGGGAACAGGCUACGAAAUGUGUAUACAAGCACACAAAACGGUUAGAUUUAUUACCUGCGAGUCAUGUGGAUUUAUUAUUAUUAUUUAUCAUUUACUCCGUGAAUUUUAAUAAUUUUAUAUUAUGUUAUCAAAAUGCUUACGAACACACGGAUUUGACGAUAUCGACAAGAUAAUUUAAACGCUUUAAUUGUUUAUUAAUUUAAACGAUCAGAAAAAAAAAACCGUUUUCUUGUACAUUUUUCUACUAACCUUUGCUCGUCUAGUAUUUUAGAUUCCGAUUGGAAUGAAAAAGCUAUUAGUUUUACUAAGAUAAUAUGUGUUUUUUUUCUCGGAAAACACUUUUUCGGUUACCUAUUAAAAAUGAAAAACAAUUAUUUUUGCGUCAUACCUUAAAAGAUUCGCAUUUGUCUGUCUGUACUUGAUUUGAAAAAAAGGUUAAGUUCUCAACAAUUUUUUUUUUCAAUCAAAAUUAAAAACCUAAAAUAUGUCGAUACAUUUUAUGUUUUACGUUUUUAUUUUUGGGUUAAAUUGGAUUUUAUUUUUGGCUCUGGGGUAAAAAAAAACAUUACUAUUAUUACUAUUCAUAAUGGUUUUUUUUGUUUGCAAUGAUUUAUCGUUGCAUAAAUUACUUCGUAAAUCCUACAUUAUCAACUAUCCAACAACUAUAACAGUGGUCUAUCCGUGAACAGUAUAUCAACUAUUUUAUAUGACCACAAAUGGUUGAAUUAAAAUCGUAUAAUAUUAAUUUUUUAUUUUCAUUUAUCAGUAUUACUAAAAAUACUAACAUUUUUGUUUAUUAUUGUAUAUAGGGUAGUUUUAAAUUUUUGUUUCACGACUGCAGUUAAGAUUUUAGAACAGGUUUUAAUUAUUUUAGUUGAAAGACAAAAUCCUUUCGGUGGGUGGUCUUCUUAUAUUACUAGUAUCAAUUAAAUUAAAUGACGUAAUGAUGUUAUCAUUCCAAUAGGUUUCUGAUUGAAUUUUAUUGGCAUAUACGUAUAAAAUUAUUAAAAAGUUUAUAGUGGAUUGCGUACUUCUAAAAUAAAUUGUUAUUUAAAAAAUAUAAGUAAUUCGUUUGUCAUCGUAAUUGAAAAAAGUAUUUGUAUACGUUUGUGGAUUGAAUAAACUUUAUUGAAACCCUUCCGUUUUAAUAAUAUUCAUUUGUGUUAUUGUGAUCCAAAAUCAGAUUCGUGUAUUUUGUGUCAUAUAUAAUUUGAAGACCGCUACGGUCCUGAAUGUGUUUUAAACAGAUUUAUAUCUGCGCGGGCUUUAUGUGCUGUGAGAGUUUCGUCUUUUAUUUCAUAUUAUUAUUAUUUGAAGAGGCGUUUCGACUAUUGAAAAUUUCUCAUGAAGAAAAGAGAGAGAUAGCAGCGAGUAAGAGAGAGAGACAGUGACAAAAGGUAUAAAUCUCACGUCAUUUGCAGCACUGCUAAACGUAUAUACCUACGCUUCUGUGAUAAAUCACGCCGUAAUAGUAUUAUUUUUAUUAUGACUUGAGUGAUUUUUUUUUUUGCAUAAUCCAACAUGAGCAAAAACGGUACUACCUUCAGGAAUCAUUUAUUGAUCAAAUUGAUUUACUCGAGUCAAAUAUAUAUCUACCAUAAAUCGUAUAAAAUAAUUUAAAUAACCAAAGAAUGUGAUACUACUCACCCGUAGGCUACUGUUGUAGGUGCAGGGUAGUUGGGAAGGUAUAUGAUAUACACAGUAAUUUAGUUUAUAUACUCUAUGCAACGAUCAAUUAUUGAAAACUUAAAAGACAAUUUAUAAGUGGAGUACUUAUAAUUUAUAUAAAUUAUAAGUGGAGUAAGUAGCAUAGUUUUCUUUUGUUGCCUAGAUAACUCUAGAAAUCAACAACAAAUUCCCAGUUUUAGGUUUCUUAACAUAAUUUUAGAGGUUUCCACGUUGUGUUCGUGUGUCCGUAUACUUACGGGAUGUGGCAUGGCGUGCAUAUAAGCAGUGUAAGCGUUGCUUACACUUUCAAUCAUGAAAUGUUUUAUGUGUAUUUUUAAUUGAACAAUUUAUGCCAUGUUUAUGUUUUAGCAAUGUAAAAUUAUUUAUUACAUUUUGGAAUUUUCGAAUCGUAUGAGGAGAUGACAAUAUAAGCAAUUUUCAAAUGUGUUACACGACCAAUCAUCGUGAUAUCAAUAUCAUGAUACUAUUUACUAUACACUUGUACUAUCAGCGAAGGUACAUAAGACACUGCCAUGUUGGAAUUCUCAUCAGUCAAUUUCAUUCAUUGACUUCAACAGUUCAAAAUUAUUAUGAUUACUCAAUAGUGUCUAUUUAGGAGUUAUGGUUAAUUAUUUAAAUCAUUUUUGAUUAUAUUAUAGUGGCUCUCUGAAGGUGAUAGAGGUAUAUAGCUGGUAGGUAUAUAUUUUCUGGUGAUUGAUUACACCACUGACUACAUCACGCCACACCGCUGCUUACGGGUUUUGUUGAUUUAGUUGCUAGGUUAUAGGGUUACUACGUUUUUAUUUUAUUUAAUAUAUAGACUUAGGUAUAUUUUAUAACAUAUAUGGCAUAAAAUUUAUGUUGCUAUUGUAUAAUGAUGUGUUUGUUAUUUUUAAAAAAAUAAUUUUUUAUAAAUAUAAACAGUGUUUUCUAAUAUUUAUGUUUCUAAUUAUUAUGCACAUUUAACUGCGAAAAAGUAAACAAAGUAAAUAUAUAUAUGUAUAAACUAUAAUGUCUUUUCAUACUACUGACUAUUCGGGGCUUUUAUAAUUUAGAUGUGUUAUGUGUAUGAUGUGUAUGUUUAUGAAUUUAUACCUUCUAAGUAAUAAUAUAAGAAUUUUAAGUUGUAUGUUGGAGGCAACUAAAUAACUAAAUAAUAACUAAUAAUAACUAAAAAUAAUUUUAAUUUAAACAUGUUAAAAUUGUAUAAGGAACAUUUUCUAGUAAGAAAGUUCUGAUAAAGUUUUUGACUAGAGUUUUUUAAUAUUCAUGGUAAACAAGUUGGUAAUAAUAGAUAGACAAAAAAACACAUUUCUCGCUGCGUCCUAAACCUAAAAAAAUAUUUAAAUUAUAUACCUUCAAGAGGAAAAUGUAACUUGAUGUUAAAAAAAAAAUUUAACUAACUCUAAUAUAAAAUAAACCUUUAACUUAACCUUUUUUGACCGAGCACUGAAGAUCGUUCGUUCGCGUUUGUGUUACCAUAUUAUAAUAUAUUUUUUCUAUUUACUAUCGUAAAAUAAUAAAAUAGCGUACAGGUGACUAUUUUGUUAAUAAAUUGAACGAAUACUAAUUUAUUGUUAUCGUACCAAUAUUAUUUUGUUACCAUCGUCGUUAAUAAUCGUAAUAGUCAUUUUAAAUAACAAUAAAUAUGCCCAGUCAUUAACGAUAAUUAAUAAUAAUAAUUUUUUCUUUUAAACUAACUGAUGACACCACCGCUCUAUACGAAAUAUACUGUUAUUUCGUACUGUAAACGGACACUGAAAUGUUCAUAAAUAUUUAUGGAUAGGUAUCGCUGAUAUUGUACAAAUACAAAAUGCUGCAAUUUCUAUAAAAAAUUUUGCAUUAUCAUCGCAAUUUACUAAAUCGACCUUAUACUAGGUAUACAUAAUAUUAUAACAUGAAUCAAUUUUCAUUUGUUCUUAAGUAUACUGAGUAUGAUAACAUUUAUUUAUUUUUAUCGUUAUCAUGAGAUGUGGAAAAAUAAAGUUAUUUUUUCAGUGUUUCAGUGAUGAAAAUAAAGUAACAUUUUUUUCUACUUUUGUAUACAGCCCUUGCACAAAAUCUUAUUAAAAAAAAAAAAAAAUGAACAUUAACAGAUUAUUAUUAGCAUACGGAUAACGCUGUAAGACACUAUGCAUAUACAGUUAUAAUAUUUUACCGUAUUUCAUAAAUUUAAAAAACUUAGAGUUUGGAACUAUUUUAAUUAAAUAGCUAGAUUUUCUAGUAAUUAGAAUAAGUUUAGUAGGCAGUUUAGUUACCAGUGAAUAGUAUAAUUAAAUAUGGGUGAUUAUAAAAGACAAAUUAACCCGAAAACUUUGCGGGUUUUAGUAUCUAUAUCGGCUUAUGACGGUUCUCACUACUAGUUUUAAGUCAAUCUGACAACUUAGUGGGAUUAACCUCAUUAAUAUAAUCGUCAAAGUCGUUUGACCAGUAAAGGAUACCAUAACCGGAGAGUGAAGAUAAGAAAAAAACAGAGUUAUACGUCUAUAAAUUUAAUAAAACGUUUAGAGUAAAUAAUAUUUUAGAGAUUGUAAAAAAGAGAGACUACUAUACGGAAAGUGUUGGAACUGAAUUCAAUAGAGAAAAUAUUUUUGGGAUAGCCGAGGUGGAAAAAUAUAGGAAAAAAACAUUGAAGCUUUAGGAAAUGGACCAAAUCGAAACAUUUUGGCGAUGGACAUAGAUAACUAAAGGUUUGUCCUAGAAUCGAAGUAAACCCGAAAUAAUAAUAAUAAACAUUUUCUGAAAUUCAAUUUACAACAGUUGUACGAUAACCAAUAUAUAACUCAACUAUACGAUGUGCUCUUCCGGGAGGGGGGAGGGUUGUAGAUUACUAGAGUACUGAAGUUAUAGGAAUGGUUAAAAAGAAAUACAAGUCCAUUGGCGGAUAAUAUAUUAGUUAACCGCUCUUAAAAUUUUACUGUGCACUAAUGAUUCACCGGUUUGAAAACCGAAAAAUUCAUUAUAUUCUAAUAUACCUUCGGGAAAGGGUUAUCUGAGAUAGAUCCCUCUUGGCUUUAUUUUAGGUAAUUACAAAUUACUUAGUAUCAAAAUAAUAUACUAAUAUUAUUGCUAAUUAUUUUAUUAAUUAAUACAAAUUACGAUACACAUUUAACAUUAUAUUAUUAAAUAGUUUAGUUAAAGUACUCACCAAAAAUUAAUUUACAUACCUAUACCCCUUCUAGAAGACCAUAAAUGUGUCACUGUUAAAGGCUGAAUAGGUAUACGGAAAUUACUAGGCGAAUCCUCACCGAUAAUAUUAUACGGAUAGCCCGAUACGAAUGACAUUGACAAAACACAACCUGCGAGAAAUUACUGUAACUAUAACAAUGCCUGAUAAUAUUAUUAUACAGUCAAUGCUGUAUUCGAAAAUAAUAAUUAACUCGUACACGGUUCGGUUUAUAGAUAUUAAUUACGUGCCUAUUGUGAUCGACAUUAUUAUUGUCUAAUGUUUUUGACGGCUAUGUAUUACUUGAAUUAAAAAUACAAAGUGAUUCCAGGACUCUAUUGAACCGUAAACAUUUUUUUGUUCGUUUUUUUUUUAUUAAAAACUGAUUUUUUUUUUUUUUGGUGAUAUACUUUUUUAUACAUCUGUUUUUAUAAAUUACGUAAAAACGUGUGUAAAAAAAAAUAUCUGAAAAUACAAAAAAAUAACGUGCGGAAAAUUAGAUUUUCUUUUCGCAAAGUUUAUAAAACGAAAUAAAAAUAUUAAUUAUUUUUACUCGAAAAAAAUAUAUACACUUAAGAAGACGUCAAACCCGUCCGGGUUAUUUCCGUUUUACGGACGCACGACUUAGUCAAUUAUCGUUCAGCCAGUAGUGGAUUCAGAGAGACGACAAUAGGGGUAUUUGCAAAGACCAUAGUAUUCUUUUUCAUAGUGGCAAGAUAUAUACCAAGUUUCAUUAAUGGUAAAUGGUUCUGCUCCCCUCACAAAAAUUAAGCCCUGGAUCUGCCACUGCGUUCAGCAGGGACAGCGCUGUGUAGUAAGUUUUAAAAUUAGAGUGAGUCGACCUAUUAUAAAACUUAAAGAUAAAAGGAUAAGAACAUUACCUGUGUCAUGUCGUUGAAUUAUCUUUUUAAUUUUUUUUUUUUUGUUAAGCGAAAUGUAAGUAUUUUUAAAUUGUGAUAUUUCACAUACACAAAUCUCGCUUGGAAAUUAAAAUAUCGAAAAAGUCUACGUGAUUCUACAGAUAAUUUUCUCAUCUUUAAGUUUGAUAAUAGGUCAACUACAUUUUUAUAUCAAAAUUCACAGCACAAAGUUGGUCCCGCUGAACGCGAAUUUGCUAUGCAUUCGUUUUUAAGACGUAGACAGGUGUGGCGUUUUCUUAUAAGUACUUUGGUUGUUUUUAAUAUUUUAUCGUAUUUUUUUUAUAAUAUAUUCUAUGACUUUGGGUUUUAAAGAGGAUUAUUUUAAGGCGAUAUAUUUUUUUAUGUCUACAUUGAAUAAAGGUAAAUUGCGCAUUAGAUGAAAAAUAUAAUUUAGAGCCCUAAACAUCGUAAAAAUAUAAAUUUUAAAAUAAAACUAUCAAUAGGCAAUAUUAUAAAAUAUUAUAUAAUAUUUAUUUUGUCCCGGGGAAGAAAAGAGCUUGAGUCAAUAUUGUUUGAUUUUCAAUACAAGUAUAGAACAUUUUGAAAAUUGUGAAACAAUGACAGUACAAUUAUUGUUGAAUAGCCUAACCUAAAUAUGGCGUUUUAAAUUACUAUCAAGUCAUAUCAGACGCGAACACAGAGAAAGAGGAAGUUAAGGGUUCAACCUCUCUAUCGAAAUUUUUUAAAUAAAUAUAUUUUUAUAGAGUCACGAAACAUAACUGGUUGAACAUUAAAAAUGUUAAACCCUGUCUAAAAUAUUUGUUUAUGUACACGCCGGAGUUGUAUUGCACAUGCAUUUUUCUAAAUAAAAAUUACAUUAUAGUGAAUAUAUACGUCGUUUGCAUACGCUAAGAGGUAGACACUAUUAUUAUUUAUCCCGACGGAUGUCCGUACGAACAUUUUAUACGAAUUUAUGAAUAAAUCAUAGAAUCUUCGCCUGAGUUAUACUUAACAAGCGACAGUGAGAAUUUAAAAGCCGGAUCCAGAAAAGCUAUUUUUUAUUAAAUAAAUCAGGCAUUUAACUUGGUUGACGUGUGUAUACUAUUGUAAACGCGAAUCACGUUUAUUUAUUUAUUUUUCAUUCUUUCAUGUCACAACAGAGCGAAGCGAUGUUUUGCCUAGGGAUAGUUGGAUGACUGGGAAGUGACACAGGCUUAUAUAAUUUUUAUCCCAGAAAAACUCUCAUUCUCGUGGGAAAAUUCUUUGAUCCUAGUAUAAAAUGAAUUAAUACUGAAGCGAAAGAGUGAAUGUGUAUGGCGUCAUAUACGAACGAAUUGACGUGUUUUUUCAUGUAGGGAUAGCCGGAGAGCUGACAAGUGUCACGUGCUAUUUUUCAUGUACUUUUCACGAAAAAACAUCUUUCGCCCUCGGGAAUAUUAUUAGAGGAAAUAUAAGACAUAUUUAAAAUGACGUAUGUAUUUUGAACUGACGUUUGUUAUUUUUAUUUGCUACCUUCUUCCAUAGAUAAUAAAGAUAUGGAUACGUCACUUACAUUUGUACAUUCAAGGCCUCCUGCCAAGAGGAGCGGUACUGUUUAUUUCGUAUACAUAUCCAGAAGCACGCAUAAGAGGAAGUUGGGUUCGAUAAUAUAUGGACCCCUAUUUUAUUCACGGAUAAUUUUAUAUUGCCUCCUCUCAUGUUAGUUCUUAAGAAAACUUACAUGUGUCUAUUGUGUACGCCCAGACCAAAUAUUAGUAAUAUCGUUUACUAUAAAAUAUCAUAACUUUAAUAACAGUCAAUAUUGUAUUCAUAGUUAUAAUAGCAAAUAUAAUUUAAUUUAAAAUAGUCGUGUGGAAAUAUGGCCAGGGCGAAGCCGGUUAAUACAGCCAGUAUAUUAUAUUAUAAAUAAUUCCAAGACAAAAUUACAAAAUAAAUACUCAUAGUUGUAAGUGUACAACGGGGAAAUGGGACAUAACCUCUAGGUUAUAUUUCAGGAAUGCAGAAGAAUUAAUUGGACACGUAUAGUUAACAUUAAAAUCAUAAAUUACUAUAUAUACACAUAUAUAUAUAAACACGGCCCGUGAGACGGCUCUCAGCACCCCCACCCCCCUGGAUAAUGCACUAAGAUAGUGCAGUAUACCAAUAUAUGUGGUGUUUUGGUGUUUUUUAAACCUUUUUUUUUUCCUCGUUUAGAUAUCACCAUGACUUCGCCAGCAGCAUCGCCCCAAAAACCGGCCAUCGCUAACUCCGCGGCGUCGUCACCGGCCCGUCAGACAAACAUCGUUCAACAGACGCCUGAGCGCCUGCCCACUGCUAAAAUAUCCCCGCCGACACUGGUCAGUGGCAAAUGGCACUGUGCCCUGCGGGACGACCCAGCGAUGGCCAACGGGUCAAUAAUGGCCUGCAUGCGAGUUUGGAGAUUCUCCAAGCUGCUGUUGCAGACCGGAUGUUAGGAGACGACGGGAGACGACACUACACGACUGCGGCGACGGCGAAAACGACGAUUUUAGACUAAAUACCUUUAGGGUUUUUUUUUUUUUUUUUCAUUCACACGAUAUUAUACCCUCUAUAAUUAUGUCCCUUGAACGUUUUUUUUUUUUAUUUUACUAGGCUAUAAUAAUAUUAUUAUUGUAUAGUCACGAUGUACCGGUGUAAACAUACUGUAAUAAUGUACCUAUAUAAGUAUACCUAAGUCAUAGUAUUAUUAUUGUAUAACACGAAUAUAAUAUUAUAACAUAUUGUUAUAACGCCCGAAAUGUAUCGAUCCAAAUAAUAAUAAUUGUAGUACCUAAGCUUGGUAAAUAUUGUAAUAUUAAUAUUAACGAUUAAGAUCGCGUAUUUUAUUGUAAAAAAUUCUAUACUCGACCAAAAAAUUAUUGAAUAUUAUUAUAGGUCAAUGCGUACGUCGACAAUAAUCAUUCACGACUCGAUAUACAUUGUAUUAUAUAGUUUAUAAGUGUUUUUCAUAUCACAAAAAAAUAAAUAUUUCGUUCGCGGUUAAACGUGGGAGUUCUGGUCGUGAAAAUAUCGAGAAAAUUGUGUUAGGUACCUAAUAAUAAUAAUAAUAAUACCUAUAAUAACGUGUAGGUAGCUUGGGAGAUUUACACGGGAGAACGGUACCUAAUUUUUCUGGGCAAACGAAAAUCGACACGUUCAUGUGAAAUAAAAACACGCAGAAAUGCCCACGAUGAUCCUGCGAAAUAUUGAUUUGAUAAUAACAUUAUGUAUUUGCGUAUUGUAUUUCCGAAGGUGAUAUUGUUUUUUUUUUUUCACAAUCCGUACGAACCAUACUCGCGAAUUACUUUCAUCCCUCAGACAAAACACUGCAGUUGAAUUAUUCUUCCUAAAUACAUUUUUGUUUUUUCUUCCCACGGUUCGUAAAAUUGUUACAAGUACGAUAUUAUAUUAUAAUUUUAUCGUAUAUGUAAUGUUAUAAUAUGUAAACCGAUUGUAAUAUUGAAAUUAUAACGAUAUGGCGAUGAUGAUAGGGACGUAUACUUAUAUACUUAUACAUAUGUGCUGUGCAAUAAUAAUUUUACUAUAAUAUUGUAAAAAUAUAUUUACGUAUCAUUUAUUAUUAUUAGAGAGACGUUAUAAUCAUCAUUAUGUUCAAGUUAAAAAAGAAAUACGACCGUUUCUCUAUAAUUUUUAGCUUCAUAGCGGUUUUUACAUUUCGUGUGUAUAGCAUUCAAAUUUAUUCGGUACGCCCAUAUCAUGUAUAUAGAACAACAUAGAAAACCGACUGUACACGAUAUAGAGACAAUAAGAAUAUAAUAAGACAUGUGAAGUUCAGUAGCCAUCCAGGUGCGGAUAGUCCACCUAACUGAGGGCGAGUCGUAUUGAUCGACCCUUAUGACUUAGUGUACUAAUAUUCAAUCGUUUAUGCCGUGAAUUAUGCGACAUACUAUACAGAAAACCCCGGAGGAUUCGACGUUGAAACAUUUUAAAAUAUUUUUCACGUAAUCCAUGGCUUAAACCAAUAGGUAUAUAUGUAUACUUUCAUAUGGUUAAUCAAUACAAUUUACCGUCUCGGUCUAGUUGUAAUAUGGCUGCUAGACUUGCCGUCAUAGUUUACUGUCGUAGAGUCGGCUAUAACAAUAUAUCUGUAGUUGUUUUAUAUUUCUGUGGGCGCACCCGAGUGUUUUACGCGAAAUUUAAAUGUUUAUAGAUUUAUAAUUACAAUACAGGUUUCUCUAUUCGCGUUGUCGUGACAAUUUUAAACAAUAUUGCACUAAUUUCGAGUCGUUCUAUAUUCCGUAGUGUUUCGUUAUUGACUUUGAUAUUAUACACCUGCGGCUAUUUUAUAUUUCGUACGCGUAUUCGGCACAUUUAAAAAAUAAUUCCUACUAGAUUUGCAAUAAUUACAAUAAUAUAUGUAUGUAAAAAAAAAAAAAAAAAAUUUAAUACAUUUUAUUUCUUUGUUUGUUAUGCCGUUCGGCAAUAUAACAUUUAUAAUAUUAUUACCUAUUGUUGUUUUAUCAAAACGGUUUUAUUAACAAAAUCAUUGUACACUUUUUUAUUAAUUUCUUUUAUUAAUUUAUUAUUACUAAUUAUUACUCCUAUUAUACGCGAUCAGUUUAUACGAUUUUUCAAUAAUAAUUAAUAAUAAUAUCGUUAAAACGGACAAGACGCCUAUUAUAUUAUAAUAUUAUAUAUUAUUAAUACAUUUUUAGGUUAAUAGCCAUUAUUGGUGAUAACAUUAGAAAUUUGUACGUUUCUAUUAAAAUAUAAUUAUGUACUAUUAGUUUACGUGACGUUUUAUAUAAUAUAAUUAGCUAAUUAAUAGAAUUAUUAACGAUAAAGAUAUUAAUAUAUUAUUCAUUAUAGCGAGUUUCUCAAACAUAAUAAUAUUUUGUUUGUUUAUCGUACUCGUACUUAUGUAUGCAUUAUUGUUGUAAGCAAAUUUUUACAAUUUUUAUUAUUAAUAUAUUAUAAUAUACAAUUUAAAAAAAAUUCACCUUAUUUUAUAUGCUAGAAAUCUCGCUUCAACCAAAAACGUUAUGGGAACUCUCUUGUAGAAUUUUUGAUUUAGUUGAUGUAUUUAGGUGGUAUUUUUUAUUGUCCUUGUAUUAUUUUAUUAAUUAACGGGGAAAACUGACAAUUGUUUGCAUAUUUUUAGUAGCAAUAGAAAAAAAGGCAUCUCCAUUUCCACCUAAAUGAACCUCUCCAUUUUCCACCAAUACUCGUUACAACCAAACGUAUCUCUUGCCGUUUUCUAUCAGCACUCGUUUCAAUUAAAAUUAACCUCUUUCCAUUAGUAUUUUAUACUAAUACAAGUUUCCAAAUUCGAACAAUGGUUUUAGUCUAGGGACUUUAAAGUCCUCUGACGAACCAAACCGGGUAUUUUUUUUUUUAUAAAUUUGGCUUCAUAGUUCAUUAUAUUUACAAAUUUAAUCAUUCAUACUGUGAUUUAUUAAAAAAAAAAAAAAAAAAAAAAAAAACAUUAAACACAAUGUAAAUUACGAAUAAGUGAAAAAAACUGAUGUCUUAUAUAUCGGACACUAUGACCUAGAGGAUUCCACUUUUUCUAUACCUCAUUUUAGUGGAAACUGGUAUUGCUGGAAACCGGUGCCCCACUGGAGAAGAAAUACGACUAAUAAUAACACUACACAGAAUUGUUUUUCGUAGACGAUGUAUUAUCGUCGCGCAUAAAUAUAAAUUAAAUUAAUUCACCUAUAUAUCUUCUCUUUCAACGUACCUUUAAAAACAGUGGCACACCUAUCAGCAGUAUUAGCUUAUUUUUUUUUUUCUAUUUUGUUGU
This is a messenger RNA of Cinara cedri, 24587 nucleotides long. The record is from the annotation of a GenBank genome assembly. Lineage: Eukaryota; Metazoa; Arthropoda; Insecta; Hemiptera; Aphididae.